Molecule: messenger RNA, 2268 nt
Organism: Cicer arietinum (chickpea)
Lineage: Eukaryota; Viridiplantae; Streptophyta; Magnoliopsida; Fabales; Fabaceae
Product: membrane-bound O-acyltransferase gup1
Cellular component (GO): endoplasmic reticulum
Molecular function (GO): acyltransferase activity
Source: RefSeq, a predicted model, not a curated record
UAGGCCCAAUCCACUUAUCAGCUUGUAGAAUCGUACCAGAAACAUGAUUGGCACUGAACCCAACUUCCCGGUAAACGGAAUCGGAGCUUCUCGUCGGCCGGCAGAAACAGCGACAGAGUCGUUCAGGGAAACAAAAAAUUGCUGAAAUUGAGGUGCUAAUAAGAUUACAUUGGUUUAUGAGUUAAGGCCAAAUCAAAUAUGGGUACACCUGUUAUGAACAACAAAGAGAACUAUAAUGGUAGGAGGAGUGUGCCAUGGAAGCAGAAAGAGUUGUUUUUUCUGGUGAUUUAUGCAUUUGUUUUCUAUGUUAUCAUCAUCAAACGUUCCCUUCAACUCUCUCAUGAUCACUACAAACAACUAUUCGGUUUACGCCCGGGAUGGCUCAUACCUCAUUACCUCAAUGAUGUCUCAGAUGCUCAAUGGAGGAACUUUCGGGGAAAUUUACCUGUUCUAACUCUUGUCUUUGGAAUUUUCACUCUUCUGGCCAGCUUGAUGAGGGCUUUCUUCGAUUUGAAAGUGAGAGGAAUGUCCUUUCUGUGGCUUUUAUUUUCUUUGGCAUACCUAUCAUAUCUGCAUGGAGCAUGCGUCAUAUUUGUGCUCUCAAUAGCUACUGUUAAUUUUCUUCUUGUUAAGAUAUUUUCACGGAAAAAGUACUUUCCACUAAUAGUUUGGAGUUACAACAUAUUUUUUCUUCUAUGUAAUCGGAUUUAUGAAGGAUAUUCAUUCUCUAUAUUUGGGCAACAAUGGAGAUUUUUGGACAAUUACCGGGGCAGCUUUAGGUGGCACAUAUGUUUCAACUUUGUUGUUUUGCGUAUGAUAAGCUUUGGAUUGGAUUAUCAUUGGACAAAUCAAGAUUCUCACUUUAAUCAGGAGAAACAUUGUCAACGUUGUCAUAUUUGUAAAUCAGGAAAGACAUGCUAUCAGGCUAUACAGGAGAGAAGUCUACCAACCAACAAGUUCGGAUAUGUCGUAUACCUUUGUUAUUUGGUGUAUGCACCACUUUAUAUUGCCGGUCCAAUAGUGAGCUUCAAUGCUUUUGCUUCACAGCUAGAUAUUCCUCAAAAUACUAAUUCAGUAAGAAAUGUGAUACUCAAUGGUUUCCGUUGGGUACUGUGUCUUCUCCUUAUGGAAUUGAUGACACAUCUAUUAUACUAUAAUGCCUUUGCUAAUAGUGGGUUGUGGAAGCACUUUUCUCCUAUGGAAGUGUUCAUCAUUGGAUAUGGGGUCUUAAACUUCAUGUGGCUAAAAUUUUUACUGAUCUGGCGCUUUUUCAGGUUCUGGUCACUGGUGAAUGGAAUUGAGACUCCAGAAAAUAUGCCAAAAUGUAUUAAUAAUUGCCACAACUUGGAAGGCUUUUGGAAAAAUUGGCAUGCUUCUUUUAACAAGUGGCUUGUGAGGUAUAUGUACAUUCCUCUUGGGGGAUCUCGAAAAAAGCUCCUAAAUGUAUGGGUUAUAUUCACUUUUGUUGCCAUUUGGCAUGAUUUAGAGUGGAAGCUUCUUUCAUGGGCGUGGUUGACAUGUUUAUUCUUUAUCCCUGAGUUGCUAUUAAAAUCAGCCGUAAAAGCUUUUCAGGCUGAAAGCUCUUUCGGGGAAUUGAUAUUUCGUGAACUCAGUGCUGUUGCUGGUGCAGUUACAAUCACUUGCCUCAUGGUUUGUCUUUGGUUACCCUCAGAAGCUAAGCAUGUAGCAAAUCUGGUUGGUUUUGUUAUUGGACCAAAUGGGAUUAACUGGUUGCUUUCUUCUUUUCUUGGCAAGGAAGGGUUGCCUGUCCUUGGGGGCAUGCUUAUGACAUUUUACGUUGGAGCAAAGAUUAUGUUCCACAUAGAUGAAGCAAAGCAUAGGUCGCACUGAACCUGACAAAUGAAGGAUCAUGAAACUUGGGGCAUUUUCAUGUUUACUGCUAGGAGUUCAUAUUUGAUAGAAAACAGUUUGGCUUGGAGGUAUAUGUAUGUGGGUAUGAUUCUAGACCCAUUUUGCAGAUUUGCCGAUGCGAGGCAUGCGAUUGUACAUCAUAAAAUGUAAAAUUUAUUGCUAACGGAAAACAAGAAAAAUGAAAAAAGUAAAAUCUGUUGAAAAUAGGGUAGGUUUGCAUAAUGAGAUUUGGAUUCCUCUAUUGGCACCUCUGUUUUUGUUUUUGACUGAGAAACUGGUCAAACCUUGAAUAUGACACCUUAUACUGCACAUUUGGUUUUUUUGUUCUCUUACGAUGUUUUCAAUAUAUGAUCUGAGAUAUAUUCAUAUCUCGGCAGUUCCACGAUUUUUGCAAAA